Messenger RNA from Petromyzon marinus (sea lamprey), 3207 nucleotides. It is a transcript of the gene CIRSR, whose product is annotated as corepressor of RBPJ and splicing regulator. Gene Ontology annotation, cellular component: nucleus. Gene Ontology annotation, molecular function: transcription corepressor activity. Gene Ontology annotation, biological process: negative regulation of DNA-templated transcription. Lineage: Eukaryota; Metazoa; Chordata; Hyperoartia; Petromyzontiformes; Petromyzontidae. The record is from RefSeq and is a predicted model, not a curated record.
CGUCAUCGUCUCGCGCGACGUGACGUCAUCGUCUCGCGCGACGGGUCAAAGUUGAAGGCUUCUCUCGCUUCUGGUUGCGAUGUGUUGUUGAUUUUUGUUGUUCGUCGUUUGUUUUUAUCUCUCUCGCUCUCUAUCCUCGGGCUAAAUUACGUUUUCGCCAUGGGGAAGUCGUUCGCUAACUUCAUGUGUAAAAAGGAUUUCCAUCCUGCGUCGAAGGAAAACAUCAAACGGGUAUGGAUGGCAGAGCAAAAGGUCGCGUUCGAGAAGAAGAAACAAGACGAGCUGCUUACGCAAUACACCAAAGAGCAGGAGAUUUAUAAUAACCGGUUACUCAUGGGAGAUGAACGUGUGAAGAAUGGACUAAACUUCAUGUAUGAGGCACCACCAGGCACCUACAAAGAAGAGGAAAAGGAGACGGGAGGAGAAAAGGAGUACAAGUUUGAGUGGCAGAAGGGGGCUCCGAGAGAAAAGUACGCAAAGGACGAUGACAAUAUUCGCGACCAGCCUUUCGGAAUUCAGGUGCGGAACGUUCGCUGCAUCAAGUGCCACAAGUGGGGCCACGUGAAUACGGACCGCGAGUGCCCUCUCUACGGCCUCUCCGGCAUCAAUGCCACAUCCGCCACUACUGAUGAGCCAGAGCCGGCCAUGCACCCAUCUGACCUCAUGGUGGAGAUGAGGAGCAGCGGAUUUGCGCUCAAGCAGUGUGUGCUGGGCAGGAAGGGUGAUGCUGCAGACCCCUCACAGCAAUUGAUCGAAAGUGAGGAGGAUGAAGACCCAGAAGUGGAGUUUUUGAAGUCACUGACGACGAAGCAGAAACGCAAGCUGCUCAGGAAACUCGACCGCCUUGAAAAGAAAACAAAAAAGGAUAAGAAGAGGAGGAAAAACAAGCAGAAGAAGAAGAGCAAGGGGAAGAAGAAUAAACGCAGAGCAGAGUCGAGCUCCGACGACGCCGAGAGCUCAGACUCCCAGUCCGACACCAAAAAGAAGAGGUGCAAGCAUCAGAAACAUAAGAAAAGCAAGUUACCAUCCAACGACGGCAGCAGCACCUCGUCAUCGUCGUCGUCGUCGUCGUCAUCUUCAAGCUCCGGGUCGGAGAGUGACGCGGAAGAGGAGAGCGCUCGCAAGAAGCGGAAGGGAGAAGCGGAGUCACGAAGCGCGGAACCACCGCAAAGCACGGACGGCAGGCGGAGCAACGGUGCGAUGGAGCAACUUGCUGGGUCGUCGCGGCACGACCAGGGAGGCGCGAGCGGCAGUCGCUGGCCGGGGUUCCGGGAGCCUGGGGUGGGUGGCAGAAAAUGGGGCGAAGGAGCGGGAAGCCAUCGUAGGAUUGAAGAUGGGCGCAGGCACGGAGAAGGUGGCGGUGAGGAGAAAGAGGGGAGACACGUGGGCGAGGGGAGAGACAGAGGAUACCGGAGGGAUGGUAAAAGCAGGGGUGAGGAUAGAGGGGGGAGAGUCAGGGGUGAGGAUAGAGACGAUAACAAAGGUGAGGAUAGACAGGGGAGAGACAGGGGUGAGGAGAGAGACAAUAACAAAGGUGAGGAUAGAGAGAGUAAAUACAGGGGUGAGGAUAGAUGGGGGAGAAGCAGGGGUGAGGAGAGAGAGGAUAAACAACACAGGGGUGAGGAUAGAGAGGGGAGAGACAGGGGAGAGCAGAGAGAGCGGAAACACAGGGGUGAGGAGAGAGAGGGGAGAGAUAGGGGUGAGCAUAGAGAGAAUAAAAACAGAGGUGAGGAGAGAGAGGAUAAACACAGGGGUGAGUAUAAACAGGGGAGAGACGGGAGAGAGCAGAGAGAGCGGAAACACAGGGGUGAGGAGAAAGAGGGGAGAGACAAGGGAGAGCAGAGAGAGAAUAACCACAAAGGUCAGGUUGGAGAGCGGAAGAGAAGCAGGGAAUGAGAGAGGAGGCGUGGGAGGAGCAAGCAUGGUGCGAAGACAGCGGGGAGAGGCGGGCGAUGUCGAGCUUCGGGGGUGACACGACUGCGAGCUAGGAUCGGUUUUGGGAGAGGAGGCCUUGUGUACGUCUGUACGUUGAACUUCUUUCGCACCGUACGUAACCAACCGUGCUAAUCGGAGGUGCGGGGUAAGGACAACAAAACUGGUGGCGGCAAACACGAAGCUGCAGGAGUCCGUGAUAAGGCGACGCCAAGAAAUGGUGACCGGAGCAAGGGCGAGAACCGACAACAGCAAUCAAAUAAUUGCUGGAUUAACACACUUGGCGUUUAUCUAAUUAGUGACCUCUGUACCGCGUGGGUUGCCACGGUCGUGCUCGGAAUAUUUUUCACGUCCUGCUGGGUCAUUCCGCUUGUAGUUUGGCAUUAUGGCCAUCGUCUUGCUGCAAGUCCUGGAAACUUCUUCAGGUCACAUCCCUCCUGAGAGCGUUUUCUUGUCACAGGGGGUUUUCUCAAGUGGUUCCUCUCAAUGUGUUCUUUCACAGCAUCGGCUCCACAAAUAUGACCCGUCUUCACGUGCCAAUCGCACGCGCAUUAGAUUGACAGGCAAUAUUGACCAUUUGAAGCUGGGUUGUUGAGUAAGAAGGCAACAGUCAAUUCCUGGCUGUAAAUCGCCUUGUGUGAUCCGUGGAGUGAAUGGAUUGUGCCCUUCCCUGCAAUGUACUCUGUGUUGGUGCUUAUUGGUUUGUAUUCGUUUGUGUUGUGAGGACAUGGAAUGUUACCCCGUAGGAACAUGCGGAUCAUGCAAAGUAGUGUAAAGUCUGAAUUGGAUGGAAGGAAGGUCAUACAUUAUAUGAUGGCUUUACUGACAGCUCUGUUUAUCCUAACACAACCGUGGUUUUCUGUCUUCGUUUUAAUUUCUAUUAAAGUUGUACAGAAAGUUCAUAUUUGUACAGAUUUAGCGAGUAAUCUUUGUGUAAAUGUACAACAUUUUUGGGGAAUUCAUACCUCUAGUAGAACGUGAAUUUAAAUUGUACCUCUGCAUAUUAUUUGGGUCUUUCGGUAAAGUCACGUAGAUAUGUUCAAAGAAAAUAACAAAAAAAUUACAAAUUAUUUUCUUUGAACCUAUCUACGUGACUUUACCGAAAGACCCAAAGAAUAUGAAUUCCUGCAGUCACGAAAGCUUUAAGUCAAGAUUUGUACCUCUGCAACUAAAAUGUGUAGUUGUGAAUGGUCGUAGCGUAUAGUACAGUAGUUUGUGGUCAGGACAAUAUCAAAGCACUAUCUUUGUAAAUAAAAACUUGUCCCCAGAUCUCAA